Magnolia sinica is the source of this 1341-nucleotide messenger RNA. RefSeq names its product F-box/kelch-repeat protein SKIP11-like. Gene Ontology annotation, molecular function: protein binding. The transcript has a single exon. NCBI's taxonomy places the organism in Eukaryota, Viridiplantae, Streptophyta, Magnoliopsida, Magnoliales, Magnoliaceae. The coding region runs from base 30 to 1136 and encodes 368 amino acids. The record is from RefSeq and is a predicted model, not a curated record. Gene Ontology annotation, cellular component: nucleus.
ACCAAGGUAUCGAUCAAGAAAUCGGAGAAAUGAAGUCCGCCGAGCAUCCGAUUUCUGAUGAUGAGUCCGAUAGCGAAUCACCUAACAAGGACCGUUCGGAUUCAAAUCCACUUAUCCAGCCGCUCGGCAGGGACAUAACCAUCAACUGCCUCCUCCGCUUGCCAAGAUCUGACUAUGGUGUGGUUGCCUCCCUUAACCGGUGUUUCCGUUCCCUAGUCCGAUCUGGCGAGCUGUACAAGCUCCGUCGUUGGGCAGGUAUAUCUGAACAGUGGGUUUACAUCUCCUGCAGCCCCCUGGAGUGGGAGGCGUUCGACCCUGACAGCCGGCGUUGGAUGCGCCUGCCGCGAAUGCCUCCAAACGACUGCUUCAUGUUAUCUGAUAAGGAGUCGAUAGCCAUCGGCACCGAUCUUCUUGUUUUCGGGAAGGAAGUCAUGUCCCACGCAAUAAUGAGGUAUAGCAUUCUGACUAACUCAUGGUCUUACUGCACACCAAUGAAAACACCUAGAUGCCUGUUUGGGGCUGCCAGCUUUGGACAGAUAGCGAUCUUUGCGGGUGGCGUAAAUGCUCAAGGGAUUGUAUUGAGUUGCGUCGAGCUAUACAAUUCAGAGACAGGAACUUGGAUGACACUGCCGAGUAUGAAUAAACCAAGGAAGAGCUGCUCAGGCACUUUCUUGAAUGGAAAGUUCUAUAUCAUGGGAGGUAUUGGUAGUAAUUCAGUGUCAUAUACGUGUGGUGAAGAGUAUGAUUUGGAGAAGAGGAGUUGGAGAAUUAUUCCAGAUGUUUACCCAGUGCCGUGUGUGCCGACAGUGCCACCUCUGGCGAUAGCAGUAGUGAAUAAUGAGUUGUAUGCAGCUGAUCAUGCUCCGAGGGAACUGAGGAAGUAUGAUAAACAGAAGAAGAGAUGGAUCAUUCUGGGAAGAUUGCCUGAGGGUUUGGUUUCAACGAAUGGUUGGGGAAUCGGAUUUAGGGGGUGUGGGAAACGGUUAGUUGUCGUUGGUGGGGUGAAGGGGAAGAGAGGAAGUGGUACUGUUGAGAUAUAUUCGUGGGACCCGGUGGAUGGGGUGCCAAGGUGGGAGUUGUUGGCCAGCAGGCCUUUGGGAAGUUUCGUCUAUAACUGUACCGUGAUGGACUGCUAGCCUCUGUUGGAAUGAAUAUGUAUUCUCUCUCAUUUUUCUGAAAAUUUCAGAUUCUCGUCGAAGAAUGAAUAGAAUGUUAUCUCCCAACGAAUCCUAAUGUGUGUAUUGGUUUUCUUUCCUUUCUUUUACACCAUUGAAUUUGCAUUUUGUAACAAACGACUAAUGCUAUUGGGAUCGUAUGCAGUCGUGGGAUUGGUCCAUUUUA